AUGCAUCAGAGAUUAACAACAGACCACGGCUUGGUUGUGGACAGGUCAGCAGCAAUUGAAAAAGGGUUAAAUUUUGUAUGUAAUAAAUAAUUCAUGAUUAUGCAUUAUGUGAAGUGUAUUACAUUCGAAUAUCCCACUUCUUGUCCAAGAGCUGGGUACCUAUUAUUAUUCUGACUAUAAUUAUCAAAUUAUUAACUUUUUUCGCAUAUUGAUAUUCAUAUAAACAAGGAAGGUUUAUUUCGCCAUUAUUUAUUAUCGUGUACUUAUUAUCAUGAUUCAAGGAUCAUGAUGAACAUUAUAACCGUUACUGUUCUUUUUAAGGGAAACUGUGCGUGUCGCCUUAACAUGUCUUGAUCCAGAGGGUGUUGCCAGGAGGAAGAAACAAAGGCUUAGCCGUCGAAAGUAUUUCUGCAAGGUAUAUUAUACCUUGAUCCGGUUUUUUGAAAACUAAUGUUUUGUGUCAGUUUAUGUGGAGUGAAGGAGACAUUAAACUAUCAACAUUGGUACUAAUUUUUCUUGUAGGGACCAAACUAUCUGUGGCACAUGGAUGGUUAUGAUAAGUUAAAGCCUUUUGGUUUCUGCAUACAUGGAUGUAUUGAUGGGUGAGAAAGAAAGAAUUACCGUAAAUGCUCGAAUCACAGGUAGACCACCCGAUGUUUGUGUGUGUUGCGUGACUGUGGUAUCAAUGGCGGUUACAAAAGAAAUAUGGGUCAACGUAAAUAAGUUGGCCGCGAUCGGCUCUAAAAUUUUAACCUUAUCCUACAUUGCAUCGAAAAGUUUAGAUGAAAUGUUAAACGAGUCUUGUGUGCUAUUUUUUGCCCCUCCGAGCUGUUUAAGGUGUCACUCCGAUAAGUGAGUAGAAAAAAAGUCAAUAAAUAAUCUCUCGAAAUGACACCUUAAUAAACGGCUUGGAGCGGGAAAAAAAUAACACACAAGACUCAUUUAACAUUUCAUCUAAACUUUUCGAUGCAAUGUAGGAUAAGGUUAAAAUUUUAGAGCCGAUCGCGACCAACUUAUUUAUGUUCACCCAUAUUUCUUUUUGUAACCGCCAUUGAAACAAAGUCACGCAAAACACACAAACAUUGGGUGGUCUGUCUGUGCUCGAAUUUGCGCCUAGAAUUUGAAAUAAGCCCCCUUCAAAUAAGCCCCCAAGCCCUCCGUAAAACGAGGUUCGGUACUCAGCAAGAUACAAGCCUGCUGCCUAACAGGCGCGGCGGGUGCUUUUUAGUUUCUUGUCUGGGCGACCAAGUUUCUGAGCAAGGAGCCCAAAUGGGCGAAUAAAAAUCUUUCUGAACACGGGUAAAUUUAAUAGAACAAAGCAGUGAAUUUUAAGCUCCAAUGACCAACGAAAUUCGUCGGAUAGUCGCCCUUGUUGCACCAGCUACUGUCCCAGUUUGGUAAAAUAAUGGCCAAUUCACGGAUCAAGCGAAACCCCUUCCAGACCCUGAAGAAAAACUGCCCGAUUCACGUUCACCUAGCCUGCGUCGUGUAAAACGUUUUUCGAGUAUUUAUAUGAUACAGUAACUAGAAAUAAAGAUGGUGUCAUCGGAUGAGGUAAAAACUGAUAAACGAAUAAGCACCCCUUCCAAUAAGCGCCCUAGUUCAAAUAAGCACUCCCCCCCCUCGGCGUCGAAAAUUAAAUAAGCGCCCAAUGCGCUAAUUCGAGCAUUUCCAGCAUUUCCACUUGCUAAAUACAUGUAAUUCCAAACAUUUAGGUACUCACGACGCAUAAUGUGGCUGGAAGUGACCUCCACCAAUAAUGAUCCUUCCAUUGUUGGCCAGUACUAUUUAGAUUGUGUUCGUCAGAUAGAAGGUUUGUAUAAUAACGCUUCAGCAUAGUUUAAAUUAAAUAAGCACUACUUCAAUAGGAACAGUAAAAGCUAUUUAGUGUUGUUAUUCAACGUAUUAGAGAGCCAUUUUUAAAUUUACUUAAGGUUCUCGUAAUUUCGUUAAUGUUUCAUUUUUGUCAUCGUAAAUACCAAUCUUUAUUAUUGUAUUAAAAUUGCACUGUUUUUCAGUUCUUAACUGCAAGAAGUGUUAAUAUAAUUUUGUUAUUAUUUACAAUUAUUAUUGUUAUUAUUAUAAUUAUUAUUGUUAUUAUUUUUGUUAUUAUUAUUAGUUACAAACGUUGAUUAAAUUUGGAUUACUUUUCUUUUUUUUUUUUCAACAAGGUGCUCCUCGAAUUGUCAGGGCUGACUGUGGUACAGAAAAUGUAGUUACAGCUGGCCUUCAAAGGUAUUUUCGCUCUAAUGCUGAUGACGUCUUUGCAGCAGAAAACAGCUUUAUGUAUGGCACAUCCCCUGCUAACCAGGUAAAUCGCUAAGAAAUUAAUGAGCUUAUAAGGAACACUUUUGCAAUGUAAAUGAAAACCACCAAAUGCAUAAUGCGAGUCCCUAGAUACAUUCAAAGCAAGAGAAAAUAGACACCUUGUAGCUACCCUCGACGUAUAUUCAGUUUUACUCGGUUGGUGUUUAAUUUUAUCUAGAGAAUUGAGGCUUGGUGGUCCGUUUUAAGAAAAAUCGAAUGCCGACUGGUGGAUAAAAUAUUUUAAGGUAAUUAAGAUAUGCGUACAACGUUAGCUUACCGGUGUAUAAUAAUUUAACAAUAAUAUAAUUAUAUUUAUAAUGCGCGAAUUUCAGGGCGAAUUUCAUUCAAUUAUUUUAAGAAAAGUUAUAAUUAAAAUUAAAAGUUAACUUACAAUAAUGAAAAACAACGGUAACAAAAAUGCAUGACGAGGUAAAGGUGAAUUUAAAAUACUGACUGUGUGCUUCUUAUUUCAAAUGGUAGCGCAUUCCCAAAAAGAAAAUGCACCUACUGUAGCUCUGGAUUAAAAACGCGGGCAUGCAAUUUAUUACAUGAAUUUUUAGCGGCACGUUUAUUAAGUUAUUUUGAAGAAUCGUUUUUUUUAGUGACACUUUUAUGUAGCGAGUUUUUUUCGUAAAUUAAGUGUCGCAAAGAUUUCAUGUAAUAAGGCAAGUAAAACUUUAUCACUGAAAUAUCCUAUCUUGGACCCUUAGAUUACAUUUGGAUCGGGGCGUAAGAGAAAUAAGAGACGAUUAGUAAGAAGGGGUAGCCAGUGCAACUCAUGAUCAUAUUAAAGAGGCGUUACAUGGCAAACAUUUUUGUUUUUUGUAGUCACGUUUUUAAAGAUCAUAAGACAUUGGUCUAUGCUCAUCUGUUUCUAAUAACCAUAAUCCUUUAAAUCUGAGUUUUAUAAAACAGAUCAAAUGGGAUGAAAUUAAAGCACUUUCAGACUUUUCAGCAGAGCUUGUGAAAAACAAUCAUUUAUUAAACCUGAAUCUGAGCGUUUAUAUUAAAACUUUUUAUUUAAUUUCAUUGUAAUGUUUUGUUUUGCGGCAGGAUCUAAGAGACACUGGAGUUUAUGAUGACAGUGAUCCCCUACAAAUGUAAAAGUGUUUUCUUUAUUUAACAUAUAUAUAUAUAUAUAUUUACCAGACUAGAAAAAGAGGAACAGGCAAUGCUGGGAAUAAGGCAGAUAGCCUUCUUCAUAUACUAAUUCUCAGCCUUAUUCAGCUGGUGUUGCUGGUUGGUUUAAUUUAGGGUACGCCUGAUUUAGCUUACUUGCUCCUUGAUUAAACAAAAUGGAAAAAAAAUCUUCUCUUGUAGGUGAUUCCUUUUGUUCGGGUCUGACCGGGCUAUACAAAUUAUGAUUUUCAUGAUGAUGAUGGUCAUUAUAUCAGUAACAGCUAUUUUAAUUAUGAUUGUUAUUGCUGUUUAAAUAUUUUACCAUAAUUAUCCAAAUAGCUGUACGUUUUUCUUGACAUAAUCAUCCAUAAUUUUGUAUUGUUAUAACAACCAAGAGUCGUCGACUAAUAAGUUCUUAUUUCUUAAAAGGCAGCUUUGUCUAUUUUGAACUUUAAAUUAUGUUUUUCUAAUUAUUGCGUUCCAGAGCAUGUCUGCAGUUUUGUUUUACUGGCUUGUUACAAGAGGAGUUGCACCGAGUUGCAAGACACUGGAACACACACAGGAUAAGACCAUAUCCUAACCAAGAGAGCCAUCCUGGAAAACCUGACGUUUUGUUCUUUAUCCCAGAACUUAAAGGCAAGUAACUCGUCUUUAAACUUAAAUAGUUUCACACUUAUAUGACCGCGUUACAUGUUUCUGUCGCACCUGAAUGAAAGCGGUUACCGAUUGCAUCUGAGAGCUGCGUGUUCUUAAAUUAUUAGAUGAUGAUGAUGAUGAUGAUGAUGACGAUGAUGAUGAUGAUGAUGUUUUUCAGGCACCACUGA
Porites lobata is the source of this 4250-nucleotide messenger RNA. NCBI's taxonomy places the organism in Eukaryota, Metazoa, Cnidaria, Anthozoa, Scleractinia, Poritidae. The record is from the annotation of a GenBank genome assembly.